Stegastes partitus (bicolor damselfish) is the source of this 1547-nucleotide messenger RNA. It is a transcript of the gene atp6v0ca, whose product is annotated as ATPase H+ transporting V0 subunit ca. NCBI's taxonomy places the organism in Eukaryota, Metazoa, Chordata, Actinopteri, Pomacentridae. The coding region runs from base 164 to 625 and encodes 153 amino acids. Gene Ontology annotation, cellular component: proton-transporting V-type ATPase, V0 domain. The record is from RefSeq and is a predicted model, not a curated record. Gene Ontology annotation, biological process: proton transmembrane transport. The transcript is spliced from 3 exons. Gene Ontology annotation, molecular function: proton-transporting ATPase activity, rotational mechanism.
UUUCGCCAUUUUCCUCCUCUACACCGGUGCUCCUGCUGGCAGCUAAGUUGUCGCCCCCUCCCAGUGUUUUAACCUGCCCCGAGGUGACGGUGGGACAGAGGAGACCCCGAAGAGAAGACUGUCUGCUCCGUUAGCUGUAUCGCCCCCCGAGAAAAGAGCGAGAAUGACCGAGGAGAGCCCCGAGUACUCGCCUUUCUUCGCCGUGAUGGGUGCCUCUGCGGCCAUGGUCUUCAGCGCAUUAGGAGCAGCGUAUGGGACGGCAAAGAGCGGCACAGGCAUCGCUGCCAUGUCCGUGAUGCGGCCAGAGCUCAUCAUGAAGUCCAUCAUCCCUGUGGUCAUGGCUGGUAUCAUCGCCAUCUACGGGCUGGUGGUGGCUGUGCUGAUAGCAAACAACAUCUCUGAGAGAGUCAGCCUUUACAAGAGUUUCCUGCAUCUCGGUGCCGGUCUGAGUGUGGGCCUGAGCGGUCUGGCGGCCGGGUUCGCCAUCGGCAUCGUUGGGGACGCCGGCGUGAGAGGCACCGCUCAGCAGCCCCGGCUUUUCGUGGGCAUGAUCCUGAUCCUGAUCUUCGCCGAGGUGCUGGGUCUUUACGGCCUUAUCGUGGCCCUCAUCCUAUCUACAAAAUAAGUGUCUCCAUCAAACACCAUCUCAUUCAUUCCACAUCAAAGCAGCGAGAACAAAUAGGAGAUUUUCACCUACUUCCAUUACACCCCGUGGGUCUGACAGGAUGGGAUGGCGACAGAAACAAGUUGGCGGUCGACUUCGACAGCUCAGUCCUCAGUAGAUGUGAUCUAUCCAUAUUGUUUAAAGCCAUCCAGUUGUGUCAGGUCCUGUGCGUACAGAACGGGCAUGAAGAUGUACUGUUUGUUGUGGGAUGAUGUGUGGACAGUCUGCCUGAUUUAUUGUCUGAUCUUAAACUGUACAGUGAUCCAGAGUCCCUCCACCCCCAGUAAAUGUAGUAACCAGUCUGUGCUGUGAGUGUGAGUAUCAACGUUUACCCCUCUGCCCAUUCCCCUCCUUUGACUUCUGUUUUUCGUUGGUGGUUUUUAUUGUCAUUCUCUGUUUUGAGACUGCUGAAAAAUUGUGCACACUAGUAUUUUAUUUUUUCAUGUUCUUUUCGGGGACCAUUUUUGAAUCACAUUUUUUUUUCACUAUUUAUGGAAAGCUAUGAAGAUUUUGAAACUGUCUAAAUGGAAUACUGUUUAUUGAAUACCCUAUAUACAUAAAAUAUAUAAAUUAUCUGUGUAUAGUUAGAUUAAUUGCACUGUGGGUAAUUGUUCUAAGUGCUUGGAAUUCCUCUGGAUGUAGUGUGAUUAUUAAUGGAGGACGUCCACAUGUUCACAUGGAGUUGACAGUGUGUGUGCGCGUGCGUGUGAAUGGUCUGAGUGUAAAAUGCGUGUGAAAGUGGAUUUAUGUUUAAUAUGACAUUCUCAAACACUAGUAUCGUUUACCUGUAGUGCUGCUGUCUUGAUUUUUUUUGUUCAAGGUGAGAGCUCACUGUUCAGCCAUGCCUGUCAGAUUUCCAAAUAAAACUCAACCUCCUCCAGAA